Molecule: messenger RNA, 879 nt
Organism: Anopheles moucheti
Lineage: Eukaryota; Metazoa; Arthropoda; Insecta; Diptera; Culicidae
Exons: 2
Coding region: 1-879 (292 amino acids)
Source: RefSeq, a predicted model, not a curated record
AUGGCAACAGAGCCCAGAGACAACACGCACGUUGGAUUAUUUCGUAACUUCAUUAGCGGAAUUACUAAUAAAAUGAUGCUCACUGCUCGGGCAAUGCAUACAACAACUAUUCUCACCUUUCUGACCUGUGUCGGCGUAAUAUUCAACCACCUACCAACGACUUCGGCUGCACCAUUGCAUUCGUCUAGCAAGAAAACCAACAACAGAAAUCCGGACCAUGGCUCUAGUGAAGUUGAGGCGCAUGAUCAAGAAUCGAUUGCAUCAUACGAUCAACGCCAGACCGGUCAGUAUAAUAUAAAGGUGAACAUCAAAGAUGUAAAAAUCAUUUACGCCGAUAGGGAGGGAAUUGAAGGCAGCUUAGAUGAUGAUACCAUCUACGACUAUGGUGAUUACGAUUACGAUCCUUCGCAUCUUACCGUAAGCCCUUUACCCAUAUUUGGCAUCGGAUCCGUGUCCUUAACCUCCAGCAAACCACCGAAAUCGUCAACAAAAGUACCUACAACCACUGUUAAGCAUGGUACAAAAUAUACCACUGAAAAACCGCAGCGUACAACUAUCAUAAAUUCAUCUCCUACGACACCCAAUCUGCCUGCCUCGACUACGCAAAUCCUACCAUCGACUCCAGUUGCCGUCACGGUUCAAUCCCAACCUUUAGAAGCGCAAACAUCAAAUGGUAUGUUGUCUACCAACACCUCUUCAUCGGUUUCCGAAGAAAAUCGUUCUACAACUGAAAGUAUCGGUACGACAGUGAAACAUUCCCAUAAUGGUAAUCCCGUUCAGGUACCACAAGUACCACUCACUGGCCAUUACGACUAUGAGCACAUACCGGUGCAAGUCAUAAGUUACAAGCGAGGCAGCAAAAUGUGGAGCAAUAUCUGA